Pseudoliparis swirei is the source of this 2115-nucleotide messenger RNA. Its product is annotated as rho-related GTP-binding protein RhoA-C-like. Gene Ontology annotation, cellular component: cleavage furrow; dendritic spine. NCBI's taxonomy places the organism in Eukaryota, Metazoa, Chordata, Actinopteri, Perciformes, Liparidae. Gene Ontology annotation, molecular function: GTPase activity; GTP binding. The transcript is spliced from 5 exons. Gene Ontology annotation, biological process: cell migration; stress fiber assembly; small GTPase-mediated signal transduction. The record is from RefSeq and is a predicted model, not a curated record. Bases 16 to 687 code for a protein of 223 amino acids.
GCAGCCGACUGAAGAAUGACGUCCUGGCGCACAUGCGCAUUAGAAGUGGGCGGAGUUCUCCAGUCGGUCAGGAAGAGGAGAAAAGCGGACACAGAACAUCAAGCGAUGGCAGCCAUCAGGAAGAAGUUGGUGAUUGUUGGGGAUGGUGCAUGUGGGAAGACGUGUCUGCUCAUCGUCUUCAGCAAGGACCAGUUCCCCGAGGUCUACGUCCCCACGGUGUUCGAGAACUAUGUGGCAGACAUUGAGGUGGAUGGGAAACAGGUAGAGCUUGCACUUUGGGAUACAGCAGGUCAGGAAGACUAUGACCGACUGAGGCCUCUCUCCUACCCCGAUACUGAUGUUAUUCUCAUGUGCUUCUCUGUGGACAGCCCUGAUAGUUUAGAGAAUAUUCCAGAAAAGUGGACCCCUGAAGUGAAACACUUCUGUCCAAAUGUUCCCAUUAUCCUGGUGGGCAAUAAAAAGGAUCUGCGGAAUGAUGAGCACACCAGACGAGAGCUUGCCAAAAUGAAACAGGAGCCAGUUAAAUACGAAGAUGGCAAAGAGAUGGCGAACCGCAUCAGUGCCUACGGCUACCAAGAGUGUUCUGCCAAAUCCAAAGAUGGUGUGAGGGAAGUCUUUGAGAUGGCAACUCGGGCAGCACUGCAGGCCAAGAAACGUGGCAAGAAGUCCACCUGCCUUCUGUUGUAGGCUCUGGGAGAAGAGGGAGCUGCCUCCAAGCACAGAUGGAAAGGGCAGCUUCCAAUGAGAUUUGACACGGAGAAAAUUGGGGAGGGGCCAAAAACGUUUUGCUGAUGCUUAAUUUCUUAUCAACCAUUUGUCCUCAACAAAUUAAAGCAGGUCUUAAAUUAUUUGAUAGGCUUCUACACCGUGGUCCUUAGUCUAUAUAUAGGAUUAUGUGCCAUUUUGCUCUCUGCUAUCAAACACUUUCAGAUCUAAAAGCUGAUGGUGAGGGGUGAUUUGAAGUUGAGUAGAUUUAAACAAGGUUGAAAUGUGCCAUGAUGGGAAUGAAGAGAGAAAGGGUCCUUACCAGAUCUACAUAUGGAAUUGGUUUGAUUUACGACCAAGUGGAUUUUACACAGUAUCGCCUACAUGUAGUGCCUUGAGAGCAGCGGUCAAGGAGAGUAAGUUGUGGGUUAGGGAUUCAUAACUAAGAUGGGGUAUUAUUUUGUCAUUUGUUGUGUCCACACAUCACAUUUGAGAAUGUUUUGCUCCUUCGGGCCCAUAUUCUGACUCAGGCGCUAUGCAGGGGUAUGCUUCAACUAGAAUGUAUGAGAGAUUUUCCCAUACUAAUUUACUUACUUGUACUUUGUAGUGUGUGUGCGUGCGCAACUGUAUGGUGGUUUGCUUUCUCCAGUGCAGGUCUGCAUGCGGUGAGUGUGUAUAUUUUGUGUGGGUGUGUAUUAACAUGUGUCUAUGUACUGUAUUCAUGGAAAGGUCUUCUGCAUUACUGACCUAACCCCUUGUUUCCAUGCCAAAGUUACCCCUGAUGGCCACAUUUUGUGGCUCAGGUGGGUAAUGGAAUUAAUAGCUACUCAGUGACAUAGACAUUUUCACUUUACUGGAAGGCAUUGUACUAUAUCUCGAGGCACAAUCAGGUUAAACAUUUGAGUUUUUAGGACCGUCUUUGUGUGUACCAGAGAUUCAUUUGAUUGUGUUAAUCAGUGGGUCAAGUCAUGAGUGGUGUAGUUGAUGAGUUGAAUAUUCUUUCAGAUGGAUGAUAGGCUUAUCUUAUUACUAUAAUGUCUACCAUGUACUGUGUGUCUUACUCGGCUUUGUAAGGACAUAUUAAUGUGUAUUUCAAAUUUGCCUUUUACUCAACUCUUCUCAUCCCUUCUUUAAUGAUAUUGUCAUUAUUGUACUAUAACUUUUUAUUGUUGUCUCUAAUUUUCUUAGUAUAUUUUAAUCGGUUUACUUAAUCCUGCUGUUAUGAUCAGCUUGUCAGUUAAAUGAGAAAUUGUAACCUUUGUAUUGUGUUUUUAGUUAAUUGAAGUUAAAGCUUGGGGUGCAAGGCUAAAAUGGUUUGGCGAUGGGCCUUUCUUCUUUUUUUGUAUUGUGACAUAUUACGGUUUUUGUUUAUGGAUUUCUUUUCCCCAAAUAAAGCAGAUAUUAAGGUUG